AUGGCUCCUCCAGCGAAGCUGGAUACUACCUGGAACUCCAAGGAUACCCGGAUCUACUACGCAAAGAAGUACAGACAGGUCCUUUCAUCGGCUCCCGCAUGCGCUUUGGCUGUUGCCGCAGGCGCUCCUUUGGAAAACAUCAAGGUUCGAAUGCAAUCACACCACUUCCGAAACGCUUUUCAAGCAACCAAAUACACCUACACUACUGAAGGUCUUCGUGGCUUCUGGGCAGGUACCCUGACUCCGCUGGUUUCAAUCACUGUGUCAAGAGCCCUGGGUUUCUCGAUCUAUCGAAAGGCCAAAUACACCCUCGACAGUUGGAUAGAAUCCGUCACUGGUCGAUCUCCCCUGCAACAUGUCAACAAGCCAGGCACCUAUCCUGAUCUAUCUACCAUGACUUGCUUUACUGGCGCAGGCAUGGUCUCUGGUGGUGUCACUGCUGUUGCCCUCACUCCUGUCGAAUUGAUCAAGAAUGCUACCCAAACUUCCGUUCUCAUGGCCUCAAAAGGCAACAAUACUGGUCUUGGAGCAGGAGGAGACAAGAAUUUUGGCAGAGUCAGCUCUUGGAUGUCAAUGAAGCGCGUCAUCGCACGACAGGGAGUUUUGGGCUUGUGGACUGGCUUCCGUCUUCACUUGCUUCGCGAUGUCAUUGGCAGUGGCAUCUAUUUUGGCGUCUACGAGGCAACCAAGCAGUCAUUGAACUCAUACUACGGCGCCGAGACCGCAAAUCCGGCUGGUUCUGUGGCAGUGGCAGGGGCAAUCUGCGGCGUUGGCGCCUGGGUCGUGACGUAUCCUUUGGAUACAAUGAAGACUCGGGCACAAAACAACCUCGUUGGCGCCAGUCGCGCUCCACCUCCCUCCUCCGGCCCCAAUGCCUCUGCUGCUUUCUCUGCGGCUUUGAACACUGCUGCCAAGGCAGCCUCGCGCUCCUCGAAGUGGAAGGGCGUUGAAAUGAUCAUUCUGCGCUCGUCAAUCCAGAACAUGAUCCAGAUGUCGUUCUUCGAGAAGGCCAAGGCUGUCAUCGACGACUUGAGCUUCUCCGACGGGAGUCGGACCCUGCCGGAGGUGGAGCGGCAGUUUGGCCGGGACAAGAAGCUGUACAAGAAUGAUCAGCUGUGA
Messenger RNA from Capronia coronata CBS 617.96, 1119 nucleotides. RefSeq lists its product as uncharacterized. The transcript has 6 exons. NCBI's taxonomy places the organism in Eukaryota, Fungi, Ascomycota, Eurotiomycetes, Chaetothyriales, Herpotrichiellaceae. The record is from RefSeq and is a predicted model, not a curated record. The coding region runs from base 1 to 1119 and encodes 372 amino acids. Gene Ontology annotation, molecular function: transmembrane transporter activity. Gene Ontology annotation, biological process: transmembrane transport.